GCUUAGGCUCUUGGGAGUUGUAGUACUAAUCCACUCAGGGUUGGAACCAUGGCGGUGGCCAAGGAGCUCUUACAGAUGGACCUGUACGCGUUAUUAGGUAUCGAGGAGGAGGCGACGGACAAAGAGAUGAAGAAGGCAUAUAGGCAGAAGGCCCUCUCCUGCCACCCAGACAAAAAUCCGGAUAAUCCCAGAGCAGCUGAACUCUUCCAUCAGCUUUCUCAGGCCUUGGAGGUACUGACCGAUGCUGCCGCCAGGGCUGCAUAUGACAAGGUCAGGAAAGCCAGGAAGCAGGCAGCAGAGAGGACCCAGAAACUUGAUGAGAGAAGGAAGAAAGUGAAGCUUGACCUGGAGGCCCGGGAGCGGCAGGCCCAGGCCCACGGCAGCGACGAGGAGGAGGAGGAGGAGAGCCGGAGCACCGGGACACUAGAGCAAGAGAUCAGACGCCUGCGAGAAGAGGGUUCCCGGCAGCUGGAGGAGCAGCAGAGGGUGAUCCAGGAGCAGAUACGCCAGGAACGGGAACAGAGGUUGAGAGGAAUGGCAGAAAAUCCUGAAAGCAAAGGAACCCCCAAGCUAAAGGUGAGCCCUGCGGAUCUACAGGCCACCUCACACCAUCUCCUCUCAGCAGAACAGAUGAUUCCAUGGGCACAGCUCAAGUGGAAGAGCAAGAAGGAGGCCAAGUCACAAGGCGGCUAUUCCAGAGAUGUCCUCCUGCGGCUUUUUCAAAAGUACGGAGAGGUGCUCAACCUGGUACUGUCCAGUAAGAAGGCAGGCACCGCCGUGGUGGAGUUUGCAACCAUCAAGGCUGCGGAGCUGGCUGUCCAGAAUGAAGUGGGCCUAGUCGAUAACCCCCUGAAGAUUUCCUGGUUGGAGGGACGGCCCCAGAGCACAAUGGGCCCUAACCACCCAGGACUGUCCCAGAUAGCCUCAGGGCAGGAAAGGACAUCUGAGAGCCAGGGUCCUGCGUUCCUGUGGGGCUGCCUGGGCCUCACUUGGGGUCCCGCCUCUGGGGAAGGCGCUGGGCCAAGCCUAGGAGGGUUCGGUGCGGUCUGAGAGGGACUAUGAGAGCCUCGUCAUGAUGCGCAUGCGCCAGGCAGCUGAGAGGCAGCAGCUGAUCGCCCAGAUGCAGCAGGAGGACCAGGCUGGGCAGCCCACGUAGCCUCCUGCCUCCAGCCCUCCCAUCCCACAGCCCUUUUC
Molecule: messenger RNA, 1194 nt
Organism: Balaenoptera musculus (blue whale)
Lineage: Eukaryota; Metazoa; Chordata; Mammalia; Artiodactyla; Balaenopteridae
Gene: DNAJC17
Product: DnaJ heat shock protein family (Hsp40) member C17
Exons: 12
Coding region: 49-1050 (333 amino acids)
Biological process (GO): spliceosomal complex disassembly
Cellular component (GO): spliceosomal complex
Molecular function (GO): RNA binding
Source: RefSeq, a predicted model, not a curated record